Messenger RNA from Gracilinanus agilis (Agile Gracile Mouse Opossum), 1274 nucleotides. It is a transcript of the gene TRAPPC5, whose product is annotated as trafficking protein particle complex subunit 5. Bases 75 to 641 code for a protein of 188 amino acids. Gene Ontology annotation, biological process: endoplasmic reticulum to Golgi vesicle-mediated transport. The record is from RefSeq and is a predicted model, not a curated record. Gene Ontology annotation, cellular component: TRAPPIII protein complex; TRAPPI protein complex; TRAPPII protein complex. The transcript has 2 exons. Lineage: Eukaryota; Metazoa; Chordata; Mammalia; Didelphimorphia; Didelphidae.
UUCGGCUUCGGCUUCGAAGCUCUUGACCCCUCUAUACCUUCUGCCCCCAAGGUUGUUCCCACCACCUUGAGGUCAUGGAUGCACGAUUUACUAGGGGGAAGUCAGCCAUCCUGGAGCGGUCACUAGCAAGGCCCAAGACGGAAGUGAGCCUGAGUGCAUUCUCCCUGCUGUUUUCUGAACUGGUUCAGUAUUGCCAGAAUCGUGUUUACUCCGUGGCAGAGCUUCAGGCACGGCUGGCAGAAUUGGGCCAGCAGGUAGGCGCUCGAGUGCUGGAUGGCCUGGCCACUCGGGAGAAGGGCGGCCGACGGGAGACACGGGUACUGGGUGCACUGCUCUUUGUCAAGGGUGCAGUAUGGCGAGCGCUCUUUGGCAAGGAGGCAGACAAGCUGGAACAAGCCAAUGAUGAUGACAAGACCUACUACAUCAUCGAGCGUGAACCACUCAUCAACACCUACAUCUCUGUGCCCAAGGAAAACAGCACACUCAACUGUGCCAGCUUCACAGCCGGUGUAGUUGAAGCUGUCCUCACUCACAGUGGCUUCCCUGCCAAGGUCACUGCCCAUUGGCACAAGGGUACCACUCUCAUGAUCAAGUUCGACGAAGCUGUCAUUGCCCGGGACCGGGCCUUAGAUGGCCGCUGAGCUGAGGACAGGCUAAAGGAGGAGAGGGCCAGGCCCUUCUUCAUACGUUGGAGCCAUGGUCCUUUGUACCCCUGGAUUGUUCCCAUUGCCAGAUGAACAACCCCCCUACCCUAGGCUUUCUACCAUGAUGUGAACCCUCAUCACUUCUCCUGGCUCUUGACUCUCUCUAUAGAUUCUGGUGCCAGGGAGUAUAUUCCCUGGUGUGCUCAGGGAAUAAGGGGCUCAGGUUCCUCUAGGCUUGACCAGGCUAACCUCUAUAGUCUGGGUUUGGCCUGUUUUUAUUUUUUUUUUCUCUGUCAUCUCCUGGAUGGUAUGGGCAUGAAUGGAGGUGGGAAGAGGGGUGGGUCCAUUCCUGUUACUCUGGCUUCCCUUAACCUUUGGUUUUUUUCUCUGCCUGUUUUCUUGGGGUACUCAGGGUAGGGGCUUCUUUACACUGUUAGUUGAGGAGACAGUGAGACUAACCAGGGAAGAAAGGCAGUUUCCCUUGAAGAAAUUCUACAGUCAUCUUGCCUGGACCCUCAUCUGCUCUUCAGAAGCAGUGUUGGGGGAUAUCUGUUUUGAGCAGGGGUUGGCAACCUAUGGCUCUCGAGCCAUAUCUGGCUCCACCUCCCAACCGGCCAGUCCAGGCAGAGC